AUGAAUGCCCAGAGCUAUUUCCCCAAUUACUAUGCUGUGGAAGAUAUAUUCGUUACACAAGAAAAAGUAGAAUGUAGAGUUAAUACAAAACUUUUGAAAAUGGGUUUCCUUGAUUCCGGAGCUGAUUCUGAAGAUUUAAAUCCUGGACGCACCAUAAACCUUCCACUUUGGUAUAUAAAAGAGUUGAAAGUUAAUAAUCCAUAUUUCACUGUGUGUGUACCGGAAAUCUAUAAAAAUGUCCAUAAGGCUGUGUGCGAGGCAGAAACCACACAUAUAGAAUUGGGAAAGCUGCAUCCAUAUUUUUAUGAAUAUGGUCGUUAUUUAACUCCAUACGAUCGAAAUCAUGUGGUGGGAAAAAUUGUAUUUGAAACAAUGCGUCAACGGGUGAGACAUCUACUGGAUAUUUCCAAGAAUGCAGCUGAUACUGGGAAACCAGAACAUCGUUUGGAUGACAUAGAGAACAAGCUGUAUGAUUCUGGCGUCAAAACAAGUAUCUUGUUCACCAAUUGGCUUCGUAUGAAAUUCAAUAACAUUGCAGUUUCCGAAAUGGUCCAAGAACACACCAAAAAACGUAAACGUGAACGUCAAAGUGAUGCCAAUGAUUCCCCCGAACAAGAUCGCAAACGUCAAACAUUGUAG
Musca vetustissima is the source of this 639-nucleotide messenger RNA. RefSeq names its product DNA replication complex GINS protein PSF3 (gene Psf3). Gene Ontology annotation, biological process: mitotic DNA replication initiation. Lineage: Eukaryota; Metazoa; Arthropoda; Insecta; Diptera; Muscidae. The coding region runs from base 1 to 639 and encodes 212 amino acids. The record is from RefSeq and is a predicted model, not a curated record. Gene Ontology annotation, cellular component: GINS complex. The transcript has 3 exons.